AUUUUUUUGUUAUAUUUUUUCCUGAUUGAAUUUGUGAUGUUGUUAAAAGGUUAGUACCGUAACUUUUUUCGUUCCGAUACAUAAUUUUAAUUAACCAAACACCUUUCCCAGUAAACAUUCGCUAUUACGUCACUUCCUGUUUGAUUUACCCGCGCGCGCGAUUCUGUGAGGGGAAUUCAUCUUUUCAGGCAGAAUGUGACGACCGUUGAGAUUCUCCAAGAAGGCGAUGUUGUGAUCAUCAUCAGCGCUCGUGCGCGUGGUUGCCAGGUUGCUUAAAAUAAGCAAAACACCGGGCAGAAAAUAAAGACAUGAACAUCUUGGAUGACAACUGGUGUCUCCAGAAGUUGUGCUGUAGGGCCCCUCCUCCACCUAGACCGGAGUAUGAUGUCGUGUGCAUCGGACUGAGCGGUGCCGGCAAGACCAGUCUGCUAUCUCGCUUGUGCAAUGAGAUCAGUGAUGGCACGGUACCAACCACAGGUUUCAGCAUCAAGGCAGUGCCAUUCGAAGAUGCCAUACUGAAUGUGAAGGAACUAGGAGGAGCUGAGAGCAUCAAGAAAUACUGGAGCCGAUAUUAUCAGGGUUCCCAAGGUGUGGUGUUUGUCCUCAACAGUGCGGCAUCAGAUGAAGAGAUGGAGGCAUCCCGAUCUGAGCUCCACUUGGCCAUGCAGCAUCCUCAGCUGUGCACCCUUCCUUUCCUCAUUCUCGCCAACCACCAGGAUUCACCAGCUGCCCGCUCUGUAUCAGAGGAGCUGUCGUCUAUGAUGCAAUCCACCAAACCAAGUGGAUGUCUGGUUCUAAAUCUACAGAUUCAAAAGCACUUAGAAUUGCAGCCGCUGGCCCGAGGGAAGCGAUGGAUUCUUGCAGGCACCACCAUGAACAACAUGGAGGCCGUGAAGGAGAGUUUCAGUCAACUCAUCCGCCUUUUGGAAGAGAAGGAGGUGCUACCUAGCAGGAUAUGAUUCAAUCAAACUUCAAAGUGGAAAGUGGGUUUGAAGUGUUGUUUGUUAAAAGGAUUUUUUUUUUACUUUUUUGUCAUUGUUUUAUAACCCACUGGAGACAUGCAAAUAGCCACAUGUUUUGAUGAGCUGACUGACAUAUUUGUUACCCUCAGGUCAAAGGCCACACAUAUGCUGAUUUAGUAGCAGGUGAACCAAAGUCUUUUAAAGAAAUCAGAUUUUUACCAUGAUUUGUAAACGUAAUAAGCUAUUUGAUAAUUGUUUAUUAGUUGGUUGUCAUGUGGUGUGACAGUGGAAUUUAUGUAAAUAAUAUAUUGUACAUGCAUAUAAACAAUCUAUAUUUCUUAUAAUGGCUCAGAAUUGAAAUUCUGUAAAUUAUAGUAUAUUAUAUUAUAUAUGUUUUUGUUUUAUUCAGCAAAUCUAAUGUUCAUUGCACUCAUUCUUUCUUCCAAUUUGAUAAUCUUAGACUAAAUGUCGAGUUUCUUUAUACUGGUUAUAUGUAGUACGUUUCUUUUACUCAGGUUUUAUCUCCAGAUGAUGUUGUUAAUUUUGUUGUUUGAAAAGACGACACACCCCAUUUACUUGGCACUGGCCAAGCUGUUUUCAGGUUUGAGCUGAAAUACAAACUCUAUCAAUCAGUGUCUGCAACAGCUGCAUUUGACAAGUCCCUGUCCGCCAGGCUUAAGCCCUCCAACUGUCUAUGGAGACUCCUCCCCGUCUGCCACCUCACUCCUCGCCCAGCCACGCUCUGCGGCCUCACCCGCUGCUUCCUGCUGGUAUUAUCCAAAUUCCUCUCCACAAAUUUAGAUUCCUGACCGCGCACCUCUCUGAUGUGUUAUUUUGUCUCACGGGAGUCUCAGAGCAGUUUAGGACUCACACAUGCCGUGUUUCUGUAUUUAUAGUGUAAAGGUUGUACAUGUUUUGCCCGCCAAUUGCCACUGGAUGUCUUAUUUUUUGCAACACAAAAAAAAAACAUAUUUGUACUGCCUUUCGUUUGAUUUGAGACCAUGUACCAGUUCGAUUUUUCACGUGAUCAUUUAUAUGCCCUCAUCCUAUAAUCUUCAGGGUAGCACUUUACUGCAGUACAUUUUAUGCAUUUAGCAGAUGCCUUAGGUAUCAUAAACUACAUAUUGGAUAGUUUUUACAGCUUUUAUUAAAUUAGGUGAAUGUUAAUUUAUACAGAUACUAUUUUUAAUGUUUGUUUGUAAUUAACUCUG
Labeo rohita (rohu) is the source of this 2173-nucleotide messenger RNA. RefSeq names its product ADP-ribosylation factor-like 15a (gene arl15a). The record is from RefSeq and is a predicted model, not a curated record. Gene Ontology annotation, molecular function: GTPase activity; GTP binding. The coding region runs from base 309 to 959 and encodes 216 amino acids. NCBI's taxonomy places the organism in Eukaryota, Metazoa, Chordata, Actinopteri, Cypriniformes, Cyprinidae. The transcript has 8 exons.